Molecule: messenger RNA, 3511 nt
Organism: Odontomachus brunneus
Lineage: Eukaryota; Metazoa; Arthropoda; Insecta; Hymenoptera; Formicidae
Product: adenosine deaminase 2-like
Exons: 4
Coding region: 122-1684 (520 amino acids)
Biological process (GO): inosine biosynthetic process; adenosine catabolic process
Molecular function (GO): adenosine deaminase activity
Source: RefSeq, a predicted model, not a curated record
ACGAUCGUCCCCAGUGGAAACGAGUCAUUCAGUGAAGUUCGAGCGGCCGUGACGCUCGCAUCAGACCUGUGCGUCACGCAGAACCCGCUUAUAUCUCGGCAGGAUCAAGCACGACCUUCUAAUGUAUCAGACGAUUAGACGACCUCGACAGGUCGCGUUCGAAACUACGAAGAUGGCCAGAUUGCUGUUGCUUAUCUUGGCGAUUCUGAUGAGCGGCGACGCCAUCCACGCGCUGAUCAAACAACCAAACUACUGGCAAUUAAGAGAACAAUUGCUAAUGGACGAGAAGAGAUUAGCACUGGGCGGUGAUUUGGAGCUCGGACCCGUCGAAGUCAAAGCUAAUCAAGUCCUGAUGGCGGCUAAAAAUCGGGAGAUCUUGAACGGUUUUCGCACCGGCGACAGUUUCCUGCCGGCGCGCAAUUUCAUGGAGGUGAUACCGGAAAUCGAGAAGUCCGAAGUCUUCAAGAUCCUACGCGAGCUACCCAAAGGCGCCAUCCUCCAUUGCCAUGACACCGCUAUCGUCUCCCACGAGUAUAAACUCUACAAUAUCACUUAUCGCGACAACCUGUACAUUUGCAACAUUAACUCUACCCUGCGCGCCAAGUUUUUCGACGUCCCUGAUAAUGAGUGCGACUGGCGAUUGCUGAGCGACGUGCGCCAAGACCCGAUGCAGGCCGACGCUAUCAACAAGAAGAUCGCGAAGGAGAUGACGAUGAUCACGCAAAAUCCUCGCAGUGCCUACGAUACCGUCGACAAGGCGUGGAAGAAGUUCAUGACCAUUUUUAACUUCGUCGGGCCGAUGCUCACCUACAGACCCGUCUACGAGGACCAGUUCUACCAAGCCCUACAGGAUUUCUACGACGACAACGUCAUGUAUGUGGAAUUGCGAACGACGUUACCCUCGUUGUACGAUCUCGAUGGUAAGACGUACGGACCACUGGAGGUCGUGAAGGUCCAUAAGGACGUCGCUGAAAGAUUCACGAGGGACCAUCCCGACUUCGUCGGUGUUAAGCUCAUAUAUGCUCCGUUGCGAGCCGUCGACGCCGGACAAAUAGAUAAUUAUCUGGAAAUAAUGGCGCAGCUGAGGAGAGAUUAUCCGGACUUCGUGGCUGGUUUCGACUUGGUUGGCCAGGAGGACAAAGGACAGCCCCUCACUACGUUCGCGGACAAACUGAACGCUGUCGAUCCACAGAUUCAGUUCUUCUUUCACGCCGGGGAGACUGACUGGAAUGGAUUAUCCACCGACAUGAAUAUCCUCGACGCUUUCUUACUCAACACUAAACGCAUCGGUCACGGAUACGCGUUAACAAAGCAUCCGCUCUUGCGGGACUUGGUAAAACAGAUGGAUAUCGCCAUAGAGGUGUGUCCCAUCUCGAAUCAGGUUCUCAGUCUCGUGGACGACAUGAGGAAUCACCCGGCUGCCAGCCUGUUCGCGUCGGGAUCACCCGUGGUAGUCUCCAACGACGACCCCGCGCACUGGGGCGCGAAAGGACUGAGCUACGACUUUUACGAGGCCUUCAUGGGUAUCAUGAGCGCGAACUCGGAUCUCAGAAGUCUCAAGAAAUUAGCGUUGAACUCGCUGACUUACAGCAGCAUGAACAGCUCACAAAAACAGGACGCGAUUACGCGAUGGAACAUCAAAUGGGACACCUUCGUGACGAAGUUGGCUGAACUGUCCAAUUAAAAGAUAAUCAAGCCGAUUAAGAUUAAGAUCACGAACUACAUAAAGUAUUUUUACCUUCUCACUCUUAUUAUCAGUAAGAAUAAUCGAUAUCCCUUAAAUACCAAUUAACAGUAACAUUACAUCAAUAUUAUAAUUUCUCAAUUAACUUAAUUUUAUUAGUCCCUUAAUAAAUCCCUUAAUUAUAUUAUUUAAUUAUUAAUUAUGUUAUUACGUCAGUAUUGACUCUUAAUUUUGAUAGUUUGACGAACUUCCAAGUUUAUUGUCCCAAAUCUAAUGCCCGUUUCUGUCAAUUUUAAUUAACUUAAUCGGCUGGCUAUUACAACGGAAUCAACCAAUCACAUCUGUCAGUUCCGACUAACGAGAAAUGCGUUUGAUCAAUUCCGUUGAAAUAAGCAACCGGUUAAGUUAAAGCUAGUAGAAACGAGCAUAAGCUACAAAUUUUUCAAGUCACUGCAUAACGCAUUUUAUACUGUAAAAAUUUUAUACUGUAAAAAUAACAUUAAUAUAAUGUUAUGAAUAGUUGGUGUUUAUUAGAUAAUAUAAAAAUAUUCCGAUCACCGUGCCAUAUACAUGAUCUAAUAAUUAUACCUGAUAUAUAUAAUUGACCAAAAGUUUCAUAAUAUAUUUCUAGUUGCGCCAGAUACGGUCGUUCAGGAAUAUUUAAUCGUAUCGCAUUGUUGCCUCUUUGUGACGAAUUUAGAAAAAAUAUUGUUAUCAAAUAAAACUGUUAACGCAUUACAUCUUUUUCAUUCUUACAAGUUCAUGUUUGCGUUUACGUCACGAGUAUGUGCGAACGUAGACAGUGAGUAUUACAUCCAUAGAACUAUUAGAACCGUUGAAAUAUAAAUCUCGACUACUUUAUCAUUAACGAAGCGUUACUGCGAAGUUUUUUUUCGCACAUGGCCAGUAGAUUAUGCUCGACGGGAAAACCUGUUAUUGUAAAUGUAGAUUAUUCGCGAGGAUACUGCGUUACAUAAUAUACGGCUGAUUAAUUUGCGAUCUGCCGCGGGAAGUUGAGUGAAAGGCCUUACAGAUCUGUUGAAAUAAAACUGAAUUCAGCAUCGCUACAACGCAUAACGGAUGACAUUUAAUUACAUUCGUGUCGAUUGUUAUUCAACUGUUGUAUUUUUGUAAUGAUCCCAAUAUAACUAUACACAGGCUUAUGUACAAGAGUGCUGUGUAUAUAAAAUAUCGAUACAUUAGUUUACAGACGUGAACAUUCAAGUGCUUCUCUUUAAAAAGCCUUAUUAUCGGUACUUAACACAUCUGCAAAAUAAUACAUCAAUACAUAUAUGCAUAUAUAACUACGUACAAAAUCAAUAUCAUGUUUUCUUUUUGUUAUACGACGCAAAUAAUUAAUUCGACGCAUGUUGCAGGAGGUUAAAAGCCGAGUAAGACGUCUUAAAGAUCUAAGGAAAUGAAAUUGCAGUUACGUCAUUACAAUAUUUGUAUAUCUUCGCACACAGUCUUUUUUUUUUUUUUAAUAUUUGUCUGAAUAUUCAGAGUAUUCAAGAAGCGCCAAUGCGCUUUAAAUGUGCAUUUUAAUUAAUAUUAAAAGCGCAUUGUAAAUGUACAUUUACAGCGCAUUUUGUCCCGCAUUAAAAUUGCGUUUAAUGCACAUUAUGGCAGCGUAUCCAAAAAAUAUUUUUCGUGUGUCUUGUUUGCUGGUAUCUUGCGAAUUUAUGUUUCUGCAAUGUUUCUGCAAUAUUGCAUUGCUAUGUACAAUAUUGAAACGUUGCAGUAUUGUUGCUGCAAGCGUCUGUGCUGUAUGAGUUGUUCUUCUAACAUUAUUUUUUAUUAAAUAAAUGACAAACAUUGAAUCAACUA